This is a messenger RNA of Penaeus monodon (black tiger shrimp), 5103 nucleotides long. Its product is annotated as serine/threonine-protein kinase PEPKR2-like. The transcript has 7 exons. The record is from RefSeq and is a predicted model, not a curated record. Gene Ontology annotation, cellular component: nucleus. Gene Ontology annotation, biological process: intracellular signal transduction; protein phosphorylation; positive regulation of apoptotic process. NCBI's taxonomy places the organism in Eukaryota, Metazoa, Arthropoda, Malacostraca, Decapoda, Penaeidae. The coding region runs from base 2160 to 4064 and encodes 634 amino acids. Gene Ontology annotation, molecular function: ATP binding; protein serine/threonine kinase activity.
CCUCUCCCUCUCUCUCUCUUAUCUUAUCUUCCUCUCUAUCUCUGUUUAUCCAAAAACUCUUUCCAAAUUAACAUAUCUUAAGGAGAAGAAAAUUAAAGUACACACACCCUACACCCCUCAAAAAAAAAAAAAAGAUUAAAAAAAUAAAAAAAAAAAAUAAUAAGAAAAGAAAAAACUAAAACAAAACAAACAUCCGUAGCAGUAACGAAACAGAGAGCAAGACCCUUCCUGCAGAGAAACGGCUCUUCUAUAACGAAAGCUGAAUGGAGGAUCCUUACGGUACGACAGCCUCUCCCGUCGGUCGGCAGCGAGGGUGGACGUCCGUGUGUCAGAGUUCCUCUUGGAGUCGAAGAGAUCGGACGUAUACGCGCCGUCGUCCCUCGAGAACGCCCAAAGAGAAUUGCCUUGUUGAGUGCCGUUUACUCUUCCAUUUUUUUUCCUCAGAGGGAGAAGGAAGAGAGUGUGAUAACCACGAAGGGUGUUGGGUAUUUUACCACCAUUUCGAAGGGGCUUGCAUGCGUGUGAAUCGCUUCGAAAACGCGAUAUGUGACUUGUUGGUCUCUCUUUCGCCUCGUGUUCGCGAAGAGAAGGAGGAGGAAGCGGAGAGGCGAACGUUGGCGAAAUUUAAAUGCCAAUGAGGAAUUCGCGCGAGGCUGUGUUGCCAGCGGCGGCGUGAAGCGAAAGAGGGAGGUGGGAGAACGCAGAGAGAUCGCGAAGAAGGUGUAAAUGGGAAGGUAGAGAGAGAAAGAUAAUAGAACAAAAGAAAAUGUGACUGGAGUUCUGAAAGAAAAAAAAAUCUUCGAGAAAGGUUCGAACAGACACGUGUUUUGUUGAAGCUGUAUUAAACCAUACAUAUUUUUUUUAGUGAACGCGUGUCUUCGGAGAGAAAGAGAAAAAAAAGAGUGAAAGAUAUAGAAGAAGAAAACAUAAUUAUUGAAGGAGAAAAGAAGAGAAGAUAUCGCAGAAUAACAAGCGCAACACAUGUGCAAUUGGCCGGAGUUUGAUCAGCCUUGAGAGACCUGUUUUAAACCCACACAAAGAGCCUCUUUCCCUCGUCCCCCUCCCCCCCCCCUUGCCCCAUUCCCGUGCCCCAUACCCUACCCUACCCCCCUGUCCAUACCCCUCCUUCGCUCACGCCCAGAAGAAUCUCGCAAGAAGACUUUGAUAAAAGGAGAAAUUAAAGCCGCCACGCGGUCAUAUAAAUAACAGAGAUAAGACACGUGAAAGAGAAAGGAGCAAGAGAGAGAAGAAAGAGAAGCACUUAAAGAGAGAAAAUGCCCAGUGCUUUUGCCUCCCGAGAAGGACAAGGGAAUUAUCCGAAAAAUUCCGAAAGGAUGAGACAUGUUCGGAUGAGUGAGGAAACCGAGCACGCCCAGACGUCGCUGCACCGGAUUCCGAGCUAAAGGAAUUUAGAAAAAAAAGACAAAUCAAAACAAAUCAUUUAAAAAAGCGCUGUUUUUACUCUGGAUAGAAAAGAAAACUUUGCUCGAGGUAGAAGGAAAGGAAGUGGGGGAGCGGAAGAUAAAUAAGUAGAUGGAUAAAGUGAGGAAGUUCGUUACAGCAAAUGCGAUAAUCAGAAGUGAAUGUCAAACGGAGGCGGGCAAAGGAAGCCAGGGGGACUGAGAUCCUACCAGUGAAGUGUAAGACGAAUAUAAUUCCGGCCUAGACUUCCUCGAGAAAAUUACGGAAAGUCUUCUUAACAGUGGAAAAUAGAUAAAGAAAAAAACGUUUAAAUAGAAAACAUCAAAAGAAACCCAACAAAUAACAACAGCGACGUCAAAACAGCGAGGAAACCGAAGAACAGAGCCAAGGCUGGCUUUCGGAACCCGUCAUCGGUGCACAGACGUUGCUGACAUAACGCGUCCUUGUCACACCAGAAGACUCGAGAAAAGUUGUGAGUCAAGUGUGAGUCCUUCGGGAGGGUAAGUCAUACUCGAACCACCCCGCGCGCAGAAAAAACAAAAACAAAACAGACAGACAGACGAGGGAAACUGUUAAGCAAAUAAUAAAACGGGAAGGAAUUAUUCUCCUCCCGUCAAAGCUUCGAAGAAAUUUUAAAAACCCAAGUGAGUGUGAAUCCUAUCGCGAAAGUGCUUGCGUGAACAACAACAAAAACGAGACAUUCCUCCCAGGCAACAACAAAUAAAAAAAAGACAACCAUGAGGUCCCUAAGCGCGGGCGUAGCUGUCCUGGACGCCCACAAAGGCUACCUGGAGCUGACCGAAGAGGCGCUGGAGCAGCUCAUAAGGAGGGAGCCCAUCGCCGAGCACUACGAGGUGGAGCACACGCCGUUCGCGAGAGGCAAGUUCGCCGCCGUGCGCCGCGCGCGCUGCCUGGCGUCGGGCACCUGGUUCGCCGCCAAGUUCAUGCGCAAGCGGCGGCGCGCGCAGGACGUCCGCCACGAGAUCCUGCACGAGGCGGCCGUGCUGCUCCUGACGCGGCCCUGCGCCAGGAUCGUGUCGCUGCACCAGCUAUUCGAGAGCUCCUCGGAGGUCAUCCUCGUCCUCGAGCUCGCCUCUGGAGGCGAACUGCAGAGGGUCAUCGACGAGGAGGAGCGUCUGGAGGAGGAGGUCGUGAGGCGCUACAUGAUCAACAUCCUCAGCGCUCUUCGCUACCUUCACGCGCACAACAUCGCUCAUUUGGAUCUGAAGCCCCAGAACCUGCUGCUGAUGGGCCAGCACCCCGACAGCGACGUCAAGCUGUGCGACUUCGGGAUCUCGCGCAUCCUGCUGUCGGACAUCGAAGUGAGGGAGGUGCUCGGGACGCCGGACUACGUGGCGCCGGAAAUCCUUCAGUACGAGCCCAUAAGCCUCGCUACAGACAUGUGGUCGGUUGGCGUGCUGACCUACGUCCUGCUGACGGGCCACUCGCCCUUCGGAGGAGACACGAAGCAGGAGACGUUCCUCAACAUCUCUCAGGGCCACGUCGACUUCCCGGAGGACCUGUUCGAGGGCGUGUCCCAGCAGGGCAAGGACUUCAUCUCGCACCUCCUCGUGGUCGACCCCAGCGGCCGCCUCACAGUGGACGAGGCCCUCGAGCACCAGUGGCUCCGCACGGCGCCCACGCCCGCGCAGCCGCCCCCGCUCGUGCCCGCGGCCAGCGCCCCCGCCCGCCGCGAAGGACACACCGCCCGAGAGCAGGCGGCGCCCCGCCCCAGAACCCCGCCCACCGACGCCCAUUGCGCGAGCCCCAGGGCCAGCGUCUCCCCCCGCGCCCGCAGACACGGCGAGGCGGCCGGCGUAGGCGCUAGCGGCCUCUCCUUCGGCGUCCGAAGGGAUGCCUCGCCGCGCCCGUCCUCGCCGGCGCGGCCCUCCGACCACAGGGUCAAGCUCCACGUGUCCAACUUCAGCCUGAAGGCGGCGUCGGCGACGGCGGACCCUUCGACGAAGGCCAAGAACUUCCCUUCCCCGUCGCGCCUGUGCAGGGAGCGGGCGGAGGGCCCCGCCGCCGCCGCGACGCCCUCGCCGCGUCUCACCAAAGAGCCCGAAGCCAGCGGCCCCUUCGGCUCAAGCAGGGAGCCCGUCGUGCCGCCCGCGAGCCUCGGCAGAGAGCCCGCGUCCGUGGGUCUGAGCCGAGACCCCGUCCCCACGUCCCUAGCCCUGAGCCGAGACCCCGCGUCCCUGGUCCCGAACCGCGAGGCCGUGACGACGUCCCUGAGCCUGAACCGCGAGGCCGACGGCACGUGGCGCACGGCGGACUCGGUCAACAAGGAGAACAACCAGAACAGCAUCAACAAGGAGGAGGCGCCGCACAUCUCGAGCCCCUGCAGGGACGCCCUCGACUCCCCGAGCCGCUCCAGGGGACGCUUCGUCCACGCCGAGAUCGCGAAGGCGGGGAGGGAGCCGGAGGCUAGGAGGCUCGCGGGCGGCGGCAAGGAGGGCAAGGAGAACAAGGAGAACGGGCGCGAGGGCAAGGACGGCCACAGAGAGAGGCUGCGGCCGUCGCCGCUGUGUCUGCGGCGCCAGGGCUCCAAGGGCGACCUGCACUCGCCGACGGAGCAGCAGAAAUUCGGGCCCAUGCAGGGCUGCGUCACCAAGAGGAUCGAGAAGGGCAUGAUCUACUGACUCGGCUCCUGAAGUAACCGACAAUAAUGAAGGGAAAAGGCGGCGUGUGUUUACCAUAUCACAAAAUAUCACAAAGAGACAGACUCCAAGGGAUAAAAAUGGAUACGACAACGCAAUUCCUCGUAGAGACUGUGACGCUGAAAGCUGUCAUGGUUUUAUGUAAGUAUCGGAUACCUCAUACACAAGGUGCCUUGUAUAUAAUGUAUGUAAAAGUAUAGUAUGAAUAUUUACAAUGCACAUUUCAGGUGGUUGAUACCGUAAAGCAAUGCAAAAGUAAUGAUAAAGGAAAAAAAAGACAAUGUAGGGAAAAAAAUGAAAAGACUUAAAAGAAGAGAAAGAACUAUUUGAGAUGCUAUGAAAGUGCAAAAGAGUCAAAAGAGGAGACAGAAUGAAGAACACACUGAUAAAGAGAGAAACUGUACGUGACAAAACCACGUCAGAUGAUGGUGCUCGAUUUAUGAAAAUAAAAAAGUGAUGCUUUGAAGUGACUUCAUUCCUUAUAUAUCUAUUUUUGGAAAUACUAUGCCCAGCCUUUUACAGUUUACAUUCGUGGAUAACAAUGGACAUGUUCUUAUUUUGAGGUAAUGAUUUAAGAAAUAUUGUCUCAAAGCCAAGUUACAUUGUGUUUGUAAUAUGUGUUGCAUAUUAUCUCUGCACUGCAAGGUUGUCCUCACUUAGCUGAAGUAUCACAGAAACGCUGAACUUAGUCAGCUGAAAUUACCCAUGGAAUCAGGAACCAUUACAUAGAAUAAUUCUAAAGCAUUGAAUUCAAAUAAUUCUAAAGCGAUUAUCAGUAUUUACUAAUCAUAAUUCAGGAGACUUUAACGGCAUGUGCUUAGCCCAGAAGCUUUACCAUUCUAUUUAUUUUAUUAUUUUUUUUUUUUUUGCCUCUCUCUGGCGUGCGUCAAGAAAGUGAGAUAUACAUCAUGCCAGGAAUAAGAUCCAAGUUUGAUAAUUAUAAAAUAAUUUCUAUUACUUUUUCGCGUACACUAUCGCAGAGGACAACAAUGAAAGUACACAAUAAAGAGAUGGUUUUAUA